Messenger RNA from Cavenderia fasciculata, 1116 nucleotides. RefSeq lists its product as uncharacterized. The record is from RefSeq and is a predicted model, not a curated record. The transcript has 3 exons. The coding region runs from base 1 to 1116 and encodes 371 amino acids. NCBI's taxonomy places the organism in Eukaryota, Evosea, Eumycetozoa, Acytosteliales, Cavenderiaceae.
AUGAAUGAUAAUAAAAUAACAAUUAGGAUUAUACUAUCAUCAACCAAACAAUUAUUAUUAUCAUUUGAUAAAUCAAAUACUCUUAGUCAUGUAAUCAACCAUUUAAUAGAAUCUAAACCAAAAGAGUUAUUUGAUCAAAAUGAAGAUUUGAAUCAUUCCAAUCUUGAAUUUAUUUAUUCUGGUAAAUUGUAUUUACCAGAGAUGACAUUGGAAUCUGUACAACAAUCACAAAGUAACAAAUUACCUUUAAAUUUACAAUUGGUGUUGACUAGGCGACAACCACAACAACAACAACAACAAAGAGCUCAAACCGAUACGUCAAUAGAUACUCUUGUUGAUGAAUUAUCUAUAGAGGAAUUAAAUCAUUUUCAUGGUUGUAUCUAUGACCAAGAUGAAGCAAGACAUAUAAACACAAUAUUUCAAUCAAAACAAGAUACAAAUUAUACAGUCUCUUUAAAUUUCCUAUCAAGAUUUUUACAUUCUUUUUGGAGAUUUAUGUUACAAAGACGGGGUGGAGUAGAUCAACAACAACAACAACAACAACAACAACAACAACAAUUUUCUUCUUCUUCUUCUUUUGAAAACUCCAAUGAUAAUGUUGGUGGAGUUGGAAGUGAUGAAAGAUUUCCAAUUCAAAGAUUUAGUAAAAUAUUAUCAGAUCAAUUUGGAAUGGAUUCUAGCAACUUGGAACAAAGGGUAGAUUUAAUUCAAUUUAGAAUCGUUUUUUAUUUAUUUACUUGUGAUGCUCAAGAUAUAGAAUGUCCUCAUGGUAGUUAUCAAGAAGUAAAAGAAUUAACCAAACAAUAUGUAAAUUUGAACACAAGUCAUCUAUCACCUAUAUUUGAUGAAUUUAAAUUUAAUCAACUUUAUAGAAUGGUUAAAGGUAUAAAUAAUCAACAACCAAUUGAAUCUUUAUUAUCUCAUGAAAAUUAUAGUAAUAAUAAUAAUAAUAGUAGUAGCGGUACAAGUAAUAAUAGUAAUUCAGAUAUUGGAGGUAAUUUAACAUGUCAACAAAUAGAAUUAUUACUUUAUUUAUAUUUAAAUCAUUUAAAUCCACCAAAUCAAUUUACAAUGGGAUCAAGGAAUAAUUCGACUGUUGGAUUAUCAAAUCAAUAA